CUCCCCUCGCCUGAAAACCGGAACCACUACCUGGAGGGAGGAGCGGCGGUGGUCUUGAGGCCAGUGAUCUCGGCGCCCCAGGCACAGGCGGAGCCUCAUUGGCUGUUGAGCUUCAGCCCUGAGCAGAGGCGGGCCCUGGAGCGAGCGCCUGGCGAGAGGCGGACUAGACCUCGGAGAACGUGAGCCUGUACUUGAGCUUGAGCCCGAGACUGCCACAGAGUAGUAACAUGCUGCGCUUCCUGGUGCCCCGGCUUCGUGGCCUCGGUGGUAGGACCGCCCCGUACUCGUCGGCAGCAGCCCUCCCAAGCCCCAUCCAGAAACCAGACAUCCACUACAACCAGCUGUUCAUCAAUAAUGAGUGGCAAGAUGCGACCAGCAAGAAGACCUUCCCAACAGUCAACCCUAGCACAGGAGAAGUCAUCGGCCACGUGGCUGAAGGGGACUGGGCUGAUGUGGAUCGGGCGGUGAGAGCAGCCCGCGAGGCCUUCCGCCUGGGGUCUCCGUGGCGCCGGAUGGAUGCCUCCGAGCGGGGCCGGCUGUUGAACCGCCUCGCCGACCUAGUGGAGCGGGAUCGUGUCUACUUGGCCUCACUGGAGACCCUGGAUAACGGGAAGCCUUUCCAGGAGUCUUAUGCCUUGGACCUGGACGAGGUCAUUAAGGUGUACCGGUAUUUUGCUGGCUGGGCUGACAAGUGGCACGGCAAGACCAUCCCCAUGGAUGGUGAGCAUUUUUGCUUCACCCGACAUGAGCCUGUUGGUGUCUGUGGCCAGAUAAUUCCAUGGAACUUCCCCUUGGUCAUGCAGGGCUGGAAGCUAGCCCCGGCGCUUGCCACCGGCAAUACUGUGGUCAUGAAGGUCGCAGAGCAGACCCCUCUUUCUGCCCUGUACUUGGCCUCCCUCAUCAAGGAGGCGGGCUUCCCCCCUGGGGUGGUGAACAUCAUCACAGGCUAUGGCCCAACAGCAGGAGCAGCUGUCGCCCACCACAUGGAUAUCGACAAAGUUGCCUUCACCGGCUCCACUGAGGUGGGCCACCUGAUCCAGAAGGCAGCUGGAGAGUCCAACCUCAAGAGAGUUACCCUGGAGCUGGGUGGGAAGAGCCCUAGCAUUGUGUUGGCUGACGCUGACAUGGGCCAUGCCGUGGAGCAGUGCCAUGAAUCCCUCUUCUUCAACAUAGGCCAGUGCUGCUGUGCAGGGUCCCGGACCUUCGUCGAAGAAUCCAUCUAUGAUGAGUUUCUCGAGAGAACUGUGGAGAAAGCUAAGCAGAGGAAAGUUGGGAACCCCUUUGAGCUGGACACCCAGCAGGGGCCCCAGGUGGACAAGGAGCAGUUUGAACGAAUCCUGGGCUAUAUCCAGCUUGGCCAGAAGGAAGGGGCAAAACUUCUCUGCGGUGGGGAGCGUUUUGGGGAGCGUGGUUUCUUCAUCAAGCCUACGGUCUUUGGUGGUGUGCAGGAUAACAUGAGGAUCGCCAAGGAGGAGAUCUUCGGGCCUGUGCAGCCCCUGUUCAAGUUCAAGAAGAUUGAGGAGGUGAUUGAGAGGGCCAACAACACCAGGUAUGGCUUGGCUGCUGCUGUGUUCACCCAGGACCUGGACAAGGCCCUGUACUUCACACAGGCACUCCAGGCUGGGACAGUGUGGGUGAACACCUACAACAUCGUCACCUGCCACACGCCAUUUGGAGGCUUUAAGGAGUCUGGCAAUGGGAGGGAGCUGGGGGAGGAUGGGCUGAAGGCCUACACGGAGGUGAAGACAGUCACCAUCAAGGUUCCACAGAAGAACUCCUAAGAAUGGCCACCAUGAGACCCAACUCCAGGCUAAGGGUUCCACAGCUACCUACCAGUAGUUGCCAAACAUUUUUUAGCCCCUUUAUUUGUUCCACGUGAACUCUUAGAACCUCAACAAAUGAAACCAUUAAAAUCAGAGCUUCUCUAAAGCAGGGAUGGGGGGCUGGGCUCAGUCCUAUCCAUCUGCACCCUAGCCCCAGGCCCCUUGGAGGCCCUGAGUAACUUCCAUGAAAACGUAGGCGUCUCUGGAAGAUAGAUUAAAACCACUGAUCUGGACUUUUAGUUCUUCCUGCUGAUCCAAGGACUUCCUAAUGGAUUAACCUGCUGACUUAGUGGAUGAACUCACCUCAAACACGGGAUUGGAAGGCAUUAGGAGUUUUGAUGGAUAUCAAAUCUUGGCCCCAUUCUUUAUUGACUUAACCUAAAAGAGAAGGGUGCUUUUCCUUUUCUAAGUACCAGUUGUUGGCUAUUUUACUUGCUUGCCACAACUUCAUUUUGCUACUGAUUUUCUUUAAUUUGAGGGAAGGAAUGGGCAAAGAAUGUAUGUAUGUAACCAUUCCUUUAAAAUAAGCUCAAAACAACCCACAUGUCUAUCAACUACUGAGUGAAUAAACAAAAUGUUUCCAUGGAAUAUUCCUUGUACUAUUCAGCCAUAAAAAGAAGGAAUGAAGUAUUGAC
Messenger RNA from Hipposideros armiger (great roundleaf bat), 2458 nucleotides. It is a transcript of the gene ALDH1B1, whose product is annotated as aldehyde dehydrogenase 1 family member B1. Lineage: Eukaryota; Metazoa; Chordata; Mammalia; Chiroptera; Hipposideridae. The record is from RefSeq and is a predicted model, not a curated record. Gene Ontology annotation, molecular function: oxidoreductase activity, acting on the aldehyde or oxo group of donors, NAD or NADP as acceptor. The coding region runs from base 228 to 1781 and encodes 517 amino acids. The transcript is spliced from 2 exons.